Molecule: messenger RNA, 387 nt
Organism: Triplophysa dalaica
Lineage: Eukaryota; Metazoa; Chordata; Actinopteri; Cypriniformes; Nemacheilidae
Gene: uts2b
Product: urotensin 2, beta
Exons: 4
Coding region: 1-387 (128 amino acids)
Biological process (GO): blood vessel diameter maintenance; regulation of blood pressure
Cellular component (GO): extracellular region
Molecular function (GO): hormone activity
Source: RefSeq, a predicted model, not a curated record
AUGAUCUGUAAACUGCAUCUGUGUAUUGCUGUACUUCUCACCGUCCUGGAGGUGAUGCUCGGACAUCCGGUCGUGCAGACAGGGGACAUGACCUACGGCAGGCCAGUUCUUGUAGAAGACGAUCAGCUGGUCAGUCCAGAAGAUCUGAGUUACUCAGAGCAAGCGUUUUUGUCCCAGGGCUCUGCAGGAUUCGGCUACCCGUCCAUCAUCACAGGAGACCUCAGCCGCGACAGUAUCAGAACAGCUGGAUUUGUUCCCGGCCAAGCUCUGAAAGAAGUUCUGCUGGAGAAGCCGCUGAUGAAUCCUCUCAGUCGUUUCCUGGGCGGCAGGAAGCAAUACCACAAGAGAGGAAGCAAUACAGAGUGUUUCUGGAAAUACUGCGUGUGA